AUGGCAGUCAGGAGGACGUGGCUGCUCUGCGCGUUGUUGUUGUUGUUGUUGCUCUGCGCGUCCGCGCAAUUCCAGGGCGCUAUCUGCGGCGGUGGAGGUGGUGGUGGGAGAGGAGGCGGUGGCGGUGCUGGCGCCAGUGAAGAAGGUGGAGAAGGAGGGACCGGCGGCGGAGAAGGCACCAGUGAAGACGGAGGAGGGUACGGCUGGGGCUGGCUGGGGAUUCCUGACGGGACGGCCGCUGCCGCCGGACCGGUACCCGAUGAGAGCGACGCACGUUGCCCCGGCGCAUGGAGAGUCUACGGCGUCGGUGCCGUCCUGGUGGCCGCUGCUGCGCUCGUCUGGUGA
Sorghum bicolor (sorghum) is the source of this 345-nucleotide messenger RNA. RefSeq names its product putative glycine-rich cell wall structural protein 1. The coding region runs from base 1 to 345 and encodes 114 amino acids. Lineage: Eukaryota; Viridiplantae; Streptophyta; Magnoliopsida; Poales; Poaceae. The record is from RefSeq and is a predicted model, not a curated record. The transcript has a single exon.